Messenger RNA from Brugia malayi, 519 nucleotides. RefSeq names its product FAB1, identical. The record is from RefSeq and is a predicted model, not a curated record. The transcript is spliced from 4 exons. NCBI's taxonomy places the organism in Eukaryota, Metazoa, Nematoda, Chromadorea, Rhabditida, Onchocercidae. Gene Ontology annotation, molecular function: lipid binding. Bases 1 to 519 code for a protein of 172 amino acids.
AUGAUGUUACGAUUCAUAGUUAUCAUGAUUGUAUUAAAUGUGCUUUUCGAUAAAGUUGGAGCAGAAAUUGCAACGUCUGAUACCAAAGCACUUCCAGAAAAGUUUCUGGGUACUUUUGUACUUGAACGCGACGAAAAUUUCGAUCAAUAUCUCGAAGCAAAGGGUUACGGAUGGUUCAUGCGGCAAGUAAUCAAAUUGGCUAGUGUCACAAAGGUUUUUCGCGAGGCGAAUUCCCAGAAGCCGAAUCGCUAUGAUAUGGAAAAUUUGACAAAAAGAAAAAAUACACUAUUUGCUGAGUGGGCUCUAGGCGAAGAAUUCACAGCAGAAGCUGUAGAUAGCUUACAACACAAGAUAACAUUCGAUCUAAAAGAUCUAGACAACGUAUUGACAGAGACACAUGUCAAGGUGGAUAAUCCGAGGGACAUCGAGACUUAUGAAUACUAUCGAGAUGGUGAUUACUUGAUCAUGAAAAUGACCUGUAAAGGAGUUUCGGCAAAACGUUAUUACAAGAAGCAAUAA